ACAGACGCGCUUCCUCUAUAGAAAAGGCUCUGAGCGAAGAACAUCGCAAGCUCGAGCCUCAAAUAAAAGCAUCAAAAUAUCAGAGCUAGACUUUCAACGGCGGAUUAAACGACAUCUAACAGCUUUCUAAAUACCUCGACACCACACAUCACAUCAUGCCUCAGAACGAGCACAUCGAGUUGCACCGCAAGCGUCAUGGCUACCGUCUGGACCACCACGAGAAGAAGAGGAAGAAGGAGAGCCGCGAGGCGCACGAGAGAUCGCACAAAGCCAGGAAGAUGAUCGGCCUCAAAGCCAAACUCUACCACAAACAGAGACACGCCGAGAAGAUCCAGAUGAAGAAGACCAUUAAGAUGCACGAGCAGAGGAAGAGCAAACAGAAGGAUGACGACAAGACUCCGGAAGGGGCAGUGCCUGCUUACCUGCUGGACAGAGAGGGCCAAUCACGCGCCAAAGUCCUGUCCAACAUGAUCAAACAGAAGAGGAAAGAGAAAGCUGGAAAGUGGGAGGUUCCUCUCCCGAAGGUCCGAGCGCAGGGCGAAACCGAGGUUCUGAAGGUCAUCCGCACAGGAAAGAGACAGAAAAAGGCCUGGAAGAGGAUGGUGACCAAAGUCUGCUUCGUGGGAGAUGGAUUCACGCGCAAACCUCCCAAAUAUGAGCGCUUCAUCAGACCCAUGGGUCUGAGGUUCAAGAAGGCACAUGUCACUCAUCCUGAACUGAAAGCCACGUUCUGUUUGCCCAUCCUGGGUGUGAAGAAGAACCCCUCCUCCUCCCUCUACACCACUCUAGGGGUCAUCACCAAGGGAACGGUCAUCGAGGUCAACGUCAGCGAGCUCGGAUUGGUCACACAGGGCGGGAAGGUCAUCUGGGGUAAAUACGCCCAAGUGACGAAUAACCCCGAAAACGACGGCUGCAUCAACGCGGUGUUGCUUGUGUAACGGAGAGCUGAUAGAAGUGUGCCUCCAGAUUCAGCCGGGAGCAGCGCCGGUGUGGAAAUUAUAAAAGAAGAGUUUUGUCUUCACCUCUGGACCCAAAGCUCACAAGAACAUGUGGAUCGGAAAUAAAGUGCUGUUUGUUUUCAAAUUUAAUGUUCAGCCGCUUUUAUAUUCGUGAGUGGUUCUGCGUUUGGAGAGCAGCCGAAAAACUGCGACGUCGUCACGGCAACCGAUCCUUCAGACGCCAUUAAAAAAAAAAAGCAAUCAUUUACAGAGUUAUUAUUUUAGGUGAGGUUUGAGAUGUGACAAAUACGGCACUAAACGGAAAACCAAAUGAUCAUGAUUUUGUAAUUACGCUGAAAAUUCUAGACAGCUUUUUUUUAUAUUCUGUUAUUUUCUAGGAUUGAUGCGUCUCGGUAAUGAAGCUAAUAAUUUUACAGCUCCUCGAACGCAAAUAAAAAGCUACAGAAAUGGC
Molecule: messenger RNA, 1410 nt
Organism: Puntigrus tetrazona (Sumatra barb)
Lineage: Eukaryota; Metazoa; Chordata; Actinopteri; Cypriniformes; Cyprinidae
Gene: nsa2
Product: NSA2 ribosome biogenesis homolog (S. cerevisiae)
Exons: 6
Coding region: 156-938 (260 amino acids)
Biological process (GO): maturation of LSU-rRNA; maturation of 5.8S rRNA
Cellular component (GO): preribosome, large subunit precursor; nucleolus
Source: RefSeq, a predicted model, not a curated record